Messenger RNA from Necator americanus (New World hookworm), 633 nucleotides. RefSeq lists its product as uncharacterized. Bases 1 to 633 code for a protein of 210 amino acids. The record is from RefSeq and is a predicted model, not a curated record. The transcript has a single exon. NCBI's taxonomy places the organism in Eukaryota, Metazoa, Nematoda, Chromadorea, Rhabditida, Ancylostomatidae.
AUGUCCGAGCUCACAAGGUUUUGCAGAGAGGCGAUAAAGGAAGACCUCAAAGAGAAAAUAGCAGAAAUGUUGGGUGAAGCUGCAGAGGCGGGACAGAGCAUUCGCUACGCCCGCCGGAACUUCGCCAAUCGUAAAACAACAAUGACUGCUCUCCGGAUCCCAGAUGGAACAACUACAGCAUCGAGAAGACGGAUGGAAAAGGUCAUUCACGAAUUCUACUCAGAUCUCUUCGACAACCACGUCCACUUGCCUCAUCACCAUCGAAAGGAAGAUGGAGAUGUCAUUCCAAAGAUCCUCCCUUCCGAAGUCCGACAUGCCAUCUUGCCGGUGAAGAAUCUUAUUUCUCCCGGUCUCGACAUAAUCAAGCCUGAACAUCUGAAGUAUCUACCGCCAGUCCUCAUCAACACUCUGGCGAGGCUCUUCACUCGUUACCUGUGGAAAUCCAACGUUCCUAAGGAAUGGAAAACCAGCAAGACCGAGCUGUUGUAUAAGAAGGGAGAUCCACAAGAUAUCGGCAACUAUCGUCCAAUCUGCUUACUGUCUGUCAUCUACAAGCUCUUCACAAGACUAAUCCUGAACAGGAUAGAAAGAACAUUAGAUGAAAGACAGCCAUGCGAGCAAACAGAGUUUUGA